GCUGCGUCCAAUCAUGAAGGUUGACGUCAUGAACCAGGAAGUACUUUGCCCAUCCGUGUGGGGACUCGUUCGUGAAUGGCAAAGCGGGGCUGGGUUCAUCUCUACUUAGUUUGUCGUCACUCGCAGGAACAAUGUCUCCUGAUGAGCUGGUCUACCUGGGAGUCCUUGCAGUCUCCAUCCCAGUUGGAUUCCUUUUUCGUUACCUCAGUCCUCCUGUAAAGCAGGGGGCAGCUAUGCUUCUGGGCCUCUCCAUUACCAUCGCCACCUGUCAUGUACACACACUCCACUCUCUGGUGACGGUGAUUGUAACAUGGCUUAUUAUCAAGAGCAGCUGGAGGCUCGCCCCUGCGUUGUCUCUCUCCUGGACCUUUCUCUACCUCCUGUUCUUCCGAAUGGUCACGUGGUUCGGUUUGCCAGCGCCGACGCCUUUUGCCAAUGCCGUCCAGCUCCUUCUCACUCUCAAGAUGGUGAGCCUGGCCAACGAGGUGCUUAGCUUCCACCUGGAGAAAAAGAAGCAAGUGAGCGCCUUCGCGAGGUCUUCGCUUGUUGGGUGUCUGUCUCGGGAGCCCUCGCUGUAUGACAUCAUGUCGUACAGCUACUGUUAUGUGGGCAUAAUGACAGGCCCGUUCUUUCGCUUCCAAACCUACACCGACUGGCUGGAGCAGCCCAGACCGCUGGCCUUGCCCGGCUGGGGACCAUGCCUACAGCGGCUGAAGCUGGUGCCCGUCUUCGGUGCUCUCUUCCUGGCUGUAAACUCUGUCUUUCCACUGACUUACGUCCGCACAGACGAGUUCCUGGAUCACAAUUUCUUCUUCAGGUUUUUCUACAUGGUAGUGGUGUUCUUCAUGUUCAGGAUGCGUUUCUAUGCCGCGUGGUGCGGCGCUGAGGCCGGAUGCAUUAGCGCUGGUCUCGGCUGCUAUCCAGAACGGGCUCAGUGUAAACCGGGCGGGGGACCCACCGUCAGCUACAGCCCAGAGUCAUUGACUGAGGAGACAUACGACUUUAAAACCAUCCAGAACAUCGACUGCUACAACACGGACUUCUGCGUAAAGGUGCGGCACGGCAUGCGUUACUGGAACAUGACGGUGCAGUGGUGGCUGCAUCACUACAUCUACCCCAACGCCCCCUUCAGAUCCUACACACUCAGAGCGGGCUGGACCAUGUUCAUCAGCGCAUACUGGCACGGCCUACACGCCGGAUACUACCUCUCCUUCCUCACCAUCCCGCUGUGCAUCGCCGCCGAGUCGGCCAUGGAAGCGUCGGUCCGAGCCCGGCUGGGCCCGCGCGGUCAGAACAUCUUCGACUGGGUCCACUGGUUCCUGAAGAUGCGAGCGUACGACUACAUGUGCAUGGGCUUCGUGCUGCUCAAGGCCUCCGACACCAUCAGCUAUUGGUCGUCCAUCUACUUUGCCAUACACGUGGUGGCUGUGGGCUGUAUAAUAGUGGGCAGGGCUUUGAAAGGAGGUAGGGGAGGAGACAAGGAGAAGACAGACACUGGGAAGAAAGAUAACACGAAAAUAACAAAUGGAGAUAAAACUGAAAAAAAUGACUGAGUGAAAAGUUGAUUUCCUGAACUGGAGGGACAUGAGGUGGAGUUUGCUUAAGACUUUUCUUUCCAACAGUGUAUCACAUAUUCUUUACAUGUACAAUGAUUCCUUGAGAUACGAGUGACCCGGUUCCGAAUUUCUUGAGAUAGGAGAUAAUUUUUUGCUUUGACUUGCCACCAAACAUUUGCAAUACAAGCGCUGUAUAAUGGUGGCAGUGAACUCAACUCAGUUCAAAACAAGCAGCAGUUUGACCGAUCGUAAACAAUUCUUCAAAAAAAGAGACUUCAAGCUGUUCAUUGCCACUCCCAGUUGUUUACUGUCAAACUAAACAUAAAACAAAUAAUUUGACAUGUACUAAAAACAAUCAACAGCUUUGCCUCUGUGUCGCUAAAUGUUAACAAAUGGAGAAAAAAGCCAUAGAUGGGCAAAAAGAAUCAGCCUUGUGGUGUCUCUUUAAACAACGGAUAUUUGAACUGAUGAAGCAACACAUGGAGACAGACAAUAUAACAAUACUAACAGGCAUAUAUUCUUUAUCGUGAAAAUAACUAAUUGAUUCACCUUACUGAGUCAAUUGUGAAACUUCGUGUGUGUGUCCCUGUCUGUUCUACUGGUCCCAGGUGGCCAAGCCGCACACACCAGAAGGAGCAGCACAUAGUCCAUUCAAUUGAAGCAAAAAUUGUGGCAAAUAAUUUUUUAAUUCUUUACAUUAUAUUUUAUUAUGUCAUUGUUUUUGUAUGUUUUUAUUAAGUACAAUAUGUAGAGUGCUUUUUUUUUUUUUUGAAAUAUACACUGCAAUUUUGGGGGAAAGGCUUGAACGGAUUAAUGCAAAGCAAAGCAAAUUUAUUUACAUAGUGCAUUUCAUACACAAGGUAACUCAAUGUGCUUUACAUGAUUAAAAAAUUUAAAACAAAGAGAAAACAAAUAAAAGUACAAUUAAAGCAGCGUACAGUGCAAAAAAAUAUUUAAGUGGAAAUGCUCAAAAGCAUGAGAAAAAAUAAGAGUUUUUAACCUGGACUUAAAAACAUGCACACUUGGGGCUGACGUCACUUCUGUUGGCAACUUACUCCAUUUGAGUGCAGCAUAAUAGCUAAAUGCUGCUUCACCAUUUUUGCUUUGGACUCUGUGCUCCACUAUUUGACCCGAGUCUGUCGAUCUCAGAGCCCUACUGGGUUUAUAUUCCAUUAGCAUUUCUUUCAUGUAUUCAGGACCUACACCAUUUAGUGAGUUAUAGACCAGUAGCAGAACUUUAAAAUCUAUUCUAAAGCUGACUGGAAGCCAGUGUAAAGACUUUAGAAUUGGAGUAAUAUGCUCUGGCCUCAUUGUUCUGGUCAGAACCCGAGCUGCAGCAUUCUGAAUGAGCUACAGCUGUUUAACUCUCUUUUUGGGGAGUCCAGUCAGAAGACCAUCACAAUAGUUAAGUCUACUUGAGAUAAAAGCAUGGAUGAGCUUCUCCUGGUCUGCUUGACUUUUGAUAUGUUCUUCAGAUGGUAGAAGGCAGUUUUAGUAAUUGAUUUGAUAUGACUGUUGAAAGUCAGGUCGGAAUCUAUCAGAACAGCAAGGUUUCGGACUUGGUCUUUGGUUUUUAAAGAGAGUGACUCCGGGUAUUUACUAACAGCAAUCCUCUUUAUUGCCAAAAUGAAUUAUCUCUGUUUUGUUGUGGUUUAAUUGAAGAAAAUUUGGGCUCAUCCAGUUAUUAAUCUUUUUCAGACAGAGACACAACACCUUAAUUGAACUGUAGUCAUCUGGAGACACUGCUAGAUAUAACUGUGUGUCAUCUGCAUUGUUAUGAUAGUCAAAAUUAAACUUCAGAAUUUGACCCAAGGGUAGCAUAUACAGGUUGAACAGGAGGGGUCCAAGAACUGACCCUUGAGGGACCCCAUAGGUCAUUGCCAUUCGAUGAGAUUGAACACUUCCAAUGGUUACAAAAUAACUCCUUUCCUCCAAGUAGGACCUGAACCAUUUAAGGACUGUUCCAUUUAGUCCUACCCACGUUUCCAACCUGUUCAGCAGUAUAUUAUAAUCUACCAUAUCAAAAGCCGCACCGAGGUCCAACAAGACCACAAUUGACACCUUUCCCGAGUCAGUAGUCAACCUUAUAUCAUUUGGCACUUUGAUAAAAGCAGAUUCUGUACUGUGAUGAGUCCGGAAACCUGAUUGAAAUUGAUCAAAAAGUCAAUGGACUUUUUGAUCAAUAAGUUCAAGAAAUUGCUGAGUUGAUUAAAAAAAAAACUUUCUCAACAAUCUUGGCUAUGAAAAGGAGAUUUGAGAUGGGUCUAUAGCUUGCUAACAUGGAAGCGUCCAGCAUUCUAUUUUUUAGAAGAGGCUUAAUGGCAGCUACUUCAAUGGCAUUCAUUUAGAUGGGGAAAGAUGAUCUGAGAUGCAAGUGUUUUGAAUAACGAGCAGGGUCAUGGAAUGAAUUACAGUCGCAUCUCAAGACACCACUGUGUAAACAAUACACAGGUCCGAAACGCUGUCAUUGGGGAACCAUUUCGCCGCAUGGCGCGAAUGCGAAAACAUGAUGUGUGUGAAGCCAAUUAAAACAUGCCUCAAGAGUUAUGUGAAUACCCCUUAACAGUGCAUUCUCUUCUAUUCCAACACGGUCAAAAUGUUUUGCAAUACUGCCAAGACAUUCCUGCAGCUGAUUUACACUACUAUAUGUCUAAAAUGGAACCAGGAAUGAAUUGAUUUUUGACUUAGGGAUUUCUGCAGUUCAGCUGUUGAGUGUUUUUCUACCACGUAAUCUGAAACAUGAAUGUAAAUGCUGCAGAUUGUUACUUCAUGUGGCAGGAAAAAAACGUCUGCAAUAUUUUAUUCUGUUUCAAUGGCUUCUUCUUUAGUAGUACUGUAUUGUUAUUCUGACUGAAAAGCUCUGUGCUUUGACACACUCUUCACUCCUGUGCACGCCCAAGUCUGUAAUUGGACUGGUGUGUUUUUAAAGUCUUUAAAUGCUUCAUCAACCUUUUAAGUCCACCCAGCGUGUUCUGUGAUCAAGUAUCUCUAUUCAUUUGGAUCUCAAAUGUUUGUUUUUAUUGUGUUUAGAUUUCUUUAUACAUUCAAAUAUAUUUGGUUGUGUGUUUUUUAACUGUGGCACUUCCUGCUUUGAGUUCCCCUUUCAGCCAUGUCAUGUUCCAAAUGUUACUUGUCAUUCAUAUGGCAAACAUUUUUUUUCAUUUUGACAAAUACUGUACAGUAUAUACUGCCCUGAUAAUUCUCAUUCUAUGCGACGUUGGUUUAGUUGUCACUGUGAACUGCACCUUGACAACACAAAAAAAAGAUAUAAAAUAAUAAUCAUGAAAGAGGGGAAAUAAAAAAUAACUGAGACAAUG
Molecule: messenger RNA, 4873 nt
Organism: Phyllopteryx taeniolatus (common seadragon)
Lineage: Eukaryota; Metazoa; Chordata; Actinopteri; Syngnathiformes; Syngnathidae
Gene: mboat7
Product: membrane bound O-acyltransferase domain containing 7
Exons: 9
Coding region: 132-1553 (473 amino acids)
Biological process (GO): phosphatidylinositol biosynthetic process; lipid modification
Cellular component (GO): membrane; mitochondria-associated endoplasmic reticulum membrane contact site
Molecular function (GO): lysophospholipid acyltransferase activity
Source: RefSeq, a predicted model, not a curated record